Messenger RNA from Pogoniulus pusillus (Red-fronted tinkerbird), 678 nucleotides. RefSeq names its product C-C motif chemokine ligand 13 (gene CCL13). Gene Ontology annotation, biological process: immune response. Lineage: Eukaryota; Metazoa; Chordata; Aves; Piciformes; Lybiidae. Gene Ontology annotation, cellular component: extracellular region. Gene Ontology annotation, molecular function: chemokine activity. The record is from RefSeq and is a predicted model, not a curated record. The transcript has 3 exons. Bases 20 to 316 code for a protein of 98 amino acids.
GCCCUCCUGCAGACACAGCAUGGCAAAGGCGGCAGGGAUGCUUUGUGCCUUCCUCUUCCUCUUCGCGGCGCUGCACUGCCAGAGCCUGGCUCAGAGAGCCCCAGCCGUGCCCCACAAGUGCUGCUUCAACUUCCACACCCGCAGGAUCAAGAGGGACAACAUCGUUGCCUGCUACCCCACCAGCCCCGAGUGCCCUCACCAAGCCGUGAUCUUCAGGGUGAAAAGUGGGAAGGAGAUCUGCACCCAGGCGAGCAGGGCCUGGGUGAAGAAGUACCAGCAGAGCUUCCAGGUCAGCUCUUUCUCCAUCCCCAGCUAGCAGGGCAGCCGGAGGCAUUGCAGGGAGCCCCCUCCGUGGGAGAUGGGACACUGGAGGCAGCCCCUUGGCAGAGGAUUCACACCUGGAGACUGCCCCAACAUGCUGUGACCACCCUCACCAGCUCCUCCGAGGCAAAGGGCCUUUGCCACCCCUGGCACCCCUCUGGGACAGGAUCUGUCCACCCUGCAGGGUGCUGGGGUCCAGGCUUGCUGCCAGCCCCUGUGCUCUCAGCCCUGCUCUGCAGGUAGGCAGCUGCCUGUACCCCUCACAGGCAACGGCAGCCUGCCAGUGGGGCUGUGCCCAUCAGCCUGGCAGCAGCAGAGGGGGAAGGGGGAGCACCUCCACCCCUGCUCUUCGUGCAA